ACCGCGUUUGCGUUUGUCUUUCCAUCUAUCUCGACAGUUGUCGCGGUCUCGGUCACAAAUAUACUCCUUCUCUGCCGAAGUAUCGAAACUAGCUCGUUUCCAUGGCACGAUUGUCUAUCUCUAGCUUCGCUCUCCCAGAGCGGUCGUCACAACUCCAAGCUGCCAAAACCGAAAGGACAAAGGACCUUUGCUUAUUAUCAAGCACACCAUUCUUGUGAUUAUGCAUAGAUGGAUGUACCGUAUUUCCAAACUUCCCCUGAUUCGCCGAAACUUCAGAGUUGCAUGCGAAUGGUUCCCGUUUCGUUGCGCACCCAUAAAUGUAUCUUCCAUCCAGAGGACGGACCGACGGACGAUUGCCAUAAUCUCCGGGCAUAAUAAUACAACUGGGAGACAAGAUAUAUCGUACCGGACCGUCUAACGUUACCAUGACCCUGCCCUUCUUCUUUAGAGCGAUUACCCUGGAUGGUCCUUGCUCCAGUUUCCACUUCUUGAACUGUUAUCCCAUAAGGAAAUUGUCGGUUCGUGUGCGAAACAUGAAACGAACCAUUGUCUGUAUACUUUCUGUAUCCUCGCGGGGUUGAAAUAUACCCACGGAUGCGGUACGUGGAUCCGGAGCAGUCAUUUCGGCUAAAGUUCUUUGUCCUCUACCACAGUGCCUUCAUAUACGAAGGUUUGUACCCCUCAAUGCGCUCGCCGGCGUCUCUGGUAGUUGUUUUGCCGGGUCCGGGUGGCAAACGAUGAUGGAGAAUCCUCCAGCCUUUUGUGUAAAUGUCAGGUCUGAAGGCCUUCAUAAUGAUUAUUCUAUGGUAUGCACUCGAGGGGUGUAUGUCGCGUGUGACUAGAUCGGGAUCCACAAACAAUCGAAGCAGCCCGAUCAAUGGAAUGUCUCGGACGGGUACCGUCGACGCCUGCUGGUAGUUGACCAUGAUCGCGGCUAGUCACAGCGUCGGCUAAUGCUACCGGUUGUUCUGGACUUCCCCACUUCACAGAAGGCUUGGACUAUAAAGUGCAAGCCCGGCACGUCAUGUACUGCCAAACCACUCCUGCCUUUUGGCCUUUGCAGUACUCUUUUGACCACACGCUCCUUAUAUUUCUCGCUCUAUGCCCAAAACUCGCCGCGCACGUCGCAACGACGCGUCUUUACCAUACACGCGCAAGAAUCCAACCCAAGAUGCUGCUCGCGCAUCAUUAGAAUACACCAUUAGUCUCUCCGAGGCCACGCUUCUCAAGGCCACCCGUCAAAGGCAGCAGUCGCUGCUGAUACAACACGGACGCGACCCAAACCUCUACUCGCCAGAAAACCUAUUCCAUCGGCCUCCGAAGACGACAAAUACUCAGAAGGAUCUCAAGCCUGAGGAAAAGAAGAUUGCUUGCACUCUCUGCGAGAACUCUGCUGUUAAACAAAAGGGAAGCAAGGCAUGGAAAACACAGCCAAUAUCGGUCGAUGACAGAAGCCGCGGACGUCAUUGCUAUGGCCAUCAGGCUCACUGGGAAGCGCUAGCCCGCGUUCUCAGUAUAGACCCCCAUGAACUCCAGGCUUACUGGGGUUGCCCUGUUCCCGGAUGUUCGACAACAAUGUUCGUCGUUCGCUUAGAAGGGAUUAAAUCCCACUUCAAAACACACAGGGAAGAGGAACUCGAAGCCCUUCUUGGGAAGACUCUCGAAUGCUGCGGGCACAAAUUCCAGGUCAUCAAGAAGGCCAAGGGUCGCCAGUCCUCCACUUCCUCUUCUUCUGCUGUGAAAACUGGCGUCAUCCCUGUCUCACAACAUGAGGAUCAUCCUUCCUCGUCCUCGUCCCCGUCCUCGUCCCGGCUCUCGCCUUCGCCCCCCUCCUCCUUCUCGGGCUCCUUCUCCUUCUCGUCGCCCUCUCCCUCCACCUCCUCCAUCGCUCCAGAAAUCAAUCUAAACUCAUCAGACUGGCAGUUUUUCACCAAGACCACGACCACACCCGGGCCCGUGUCCACGCCCGCACCCCCGACUACGCCUUCCCUCUCACCCGAUAGCAGUCCUUCCGACUUCGCAUCGUCCGUUGAUACUUCACCGGGAAGCCCAGAUGAUUCAUCUCUCGGGUCCAUCCUCUCUGCACCAACUGCUUCAACGUCUGGGGAAGACUACUAUACUCCUAUCUCGAACUCUGAACUGUUCGAAUAUUCGCAGACGUCGGCUUCGAGCUCAUUUACCUGGGACGACUCGCUGUUAGACCCUUCCUACUUCCAAAUCGAUGAACAAAUGGAUGCUAUUUAUCGCGCCGAAAGGUCUAUCGUCCCGUCCUCGUUUCUUGUUGACCAGGUCUGCUACGACAACGCCUUUGACGAUCCUUUCAAUGACUAUGAGCCCGUGCUCAUUACUCGCUACUAGGGCUGGCAAGGUUUGGCCGCAUUUCUCUUCAACAUUUGUCUUAAUCGUCCUCCUAUCUCGUCCUGUCUGCAUCAGUUUUCCUCCCAUGUCUCGCUCUCAAUGUUGUUUCUCUUGUUCUCGAUCGCACCACAUCUGUAUCGCUAGCUCUCGUAUUUUUUAAUUUCAUCUCUGGAACCAUCGCAGUUCACUAGUACUACUGCCCAUUUUCCUAAUACUUGAUCCUGAAGGGAUCCUUAUCAUCAUCCGCGUAUAAUGAUUGUAUUAAACGCAUACUGUAGCCAGAGCCAUUCUAUUUUAUCAUAAUUUAUAUAUAAGUACUUCCCAAUUCUCCAUCAGAAUUCGCCAAUGCGGGCGGCUAGAGU
Somion occarium is the source of this 2720-nucleotide messenger RNA. Lineage: Eukaryota; Fungi; Basidiomycota; Agaricomycetes; Polyporales; Cerrenaceae. The record is from the annotation of a GenBank genome assembly.